GGCGGCGGCUCAGCGCGGCGGCGGCGGCGGCGGCGGCGGGCGUCCAGUGCUGCCUGGACCGUCGGGAGGGGAGCGCGCGCGCCGCUCCGGCUGAGCGCAGAGCCGUCCGUGGGGAAGUUCGAGCGCUGCGUUGUUCUGUGAGGGAAAAAGAGUGAUACUCUGGUUGUCGAUUAUGAUAUAGAGACGGACUGGUGUGAAGUCUGAUCGUGGCGUGUUCCUAAGAAGGAGAACCAGAAGCCUGGCAGGCGCCCGCGUCGUGUGUGGUCGUCCACGGCAGGUGCCGGCUGCCCAGUGGUUAGCUCCGCGCGCGAGUGUGAGACCGAAAAUUGCCACCAACGGCAGGUGCUAGAUGGUUUUGAACCGGUGCUACUGCGGAUGUCGUUUUUGAUUGCUCGAAAUAAGCAAAUGACAGUCAUUUGAAGGAUACCGCCAUCCAGAACUGACGUCGCAGUUUGUCGUGGAUGGUAUCCACGUGAAGACCUCGAUUCAGGACAAUCUCCGCACUCCCAGGAUCCACUGAAAGAGUCUAUCGAGCUACUCUAGUGACGUCACCGGACCACUCCAGUGACGUCAUGAGCUCGUUCUACGAGGUGUCGGUGCCGGCGGGCGGCGGCGCUCCGUACGUCUGGUCGGAACCAACGAACACCUCAUGCCCCGGCGGCGAGUGCGCGCUGCUGGAGGAGCUCGGUCCACCUCCGGAUAUGAUUCUGACGCUGCCACCGCCGCCGCUGCCCUCCUUCCUGGCCGAAUCUGCGCCGCAGCUCAUGAACCACAGCUGUGGACUUUGCCGCUGGGCGUCCGGAGGAGCGGUGGACUAUGUGGAGAUGCCGCGGCAAGGUCCGGCAAUCGACGACACGUGGUUCUUUGUCAUCAUCUGCGCGUGUGUUGGUCUCACCCUCUUCGGAAUCCUACUCACCAUAUUCUGCCUCAGGCUGAAAGAGCAGAAAAAGAGUCGACUGGGCCUGGACUCAGUUGACACCAACAAACCGCCGCUGGGCAGCGGUCAGUGUGAGGCAGUCCUGUACCCUCCACCGAGCACCGCCUCGUCUGCAGCUUGCCGCUCCAGCCGUGCCCUCUGGGCCGGCCUGCGUACCCGGGAGAACCACUACACCAUCGAGCAUGUGCAGCCGGUCGAACAGAAGUCCGCGAGCAUCACAGCCUCCAGUUUCGAGUUUCCAGACGACUACAGCUCGGUCGGGUACACGUCCAUCUCUCCUCAGGCGUACCGGGCUGGAAUCCCGGACGGCGUCCACCUCCUGCCGGCCCACGAUAACACAGCGUACGCCGCCUCGGACGAGGCCAUGCAGGUGACGCGCGUGGCGCCGGACGGCUGUGUGGUGACCGCCUCGCCUCGGGCCCGUCCGCAGCGCACGGAGAGCUACCAGCUGAGGAGGCGCAGCGACGACCCGCCGGCAGAGCCGGAGUACGAGGAGCACUGCUACGAGGAGCCACUAGCCGGCCGUCCUUUGGCUCCGGACGAGCGAUACCAGACCCCGGCCGGUGUCGAUCUGACGCUGCACAUCUACGAAAAGCCGCAGUUCCGCUCGGUGGGACGAUCGCCCAAGAACCGGCCAAAGCUGCUCAACAGCCUCAGCCGCAACUCGCCGCGGCCGCGACGUGCAGCGCCGUCUAUCUCCAGUCCCCGCAGUCUCGAGUUCCACCAGCUGCCGCCGCUGAAUGGACGGCAGCACCGUCGGACGGAGGACGGGCGUCUCCUGAAGUACACACCUCCCCAGGCACGCCUCAAUGUCUCCUACCCCUCGCCAGUGGUCUGAGAGACGGUUUUAGAGUUCCAGAUCAGGUUCACUGGAGGCUGCGAGGCUGCAGCUAAAUUGGUACAGACCAGGUGCAGAGAUGGUGCAGGCCAGGCGCCGAUUUGGUGCCGGCAUGGUGCUGAAAUAGUGCCGAAAUGGCCCGACCAGGUGCCGAAAUGCAAUGACCGCCAUGUACUGCAAUUGUGCUGACCAUCGCAGUGGUGAAGGCCAGGAUAUGUUAGUCAUUUUAGAGCUGGUCACCCGGUUGACUGAUGCUUGGACUCUCGAUGGUCUGUUCCAAGCCACUUCUGGUCUGCGAGCAGGCCCUAGCUGGCAAGACGAAGCAAUUACUGACUGUCAGACCCUUUUGUAAUGCAAAGGAAGCUCGAUCAUGUGCUUGGAUGAGAUGAAUUCAGGCGUUGGAUGUUUGCCCGACUGAGCCCGCUCUGCAACAAAACAUCGAGACUGAUGCAACUCUGUCCUUUGGUCGGUCAGACAUUGGCUGUUCAGUGUCGUUUGCUUUGUCGUUGCCUCAGAGACUGAUACAUUGAUGGAGAAUCUGGAAAGUAUAGUACAGAAUGCAGAAGAAAAGGCCAGGUUUGAGGAGUCGGACUUUUUAACCGAUUGUCACGCUGACUAAGCUUCAGGUGGCAUAUUGAUACCAAAGACGAGUAUUUGCGAUUUAAUGUGAUAUUGAGUGUAAUGUAUCGCCGUGUUCUACUUCUUGCUGUACCCUUUCAACCAGAAGUGGUUGUUAGCUAGUGUAACUGAACACCUUUUAUCCGCUUAAGCGUCAGCGCAACUGAAUGCACUAUUUCAGAUAAAAGAAACAUGAUUCGACUUCACUCCCUUUUUCUCCAGUUGUCGCCAUUCCUACUCGAGUGUUACUUAAUUGCCGGAUUUGACAGGUUAAUUGACCGGUGACGUCAGUGUUAUCGUGACGACCUCACCGUUUCGUUCCUCUCUUGUGACGUCACAGUCUCAAGUUAUAGAUGUGCCAUGCAAUUUCUGUGCGCCCUUAGUGUGAUGCCAAGCUAUGUAAAUACGUAAAUGGUAAACAAUCGAUAAUUGUGUCAUGCACAAUGUUUGGAUAAAACGGUGUGCAAUGUACAUAGAACAUGAAUGAUGGAUGCGAAAUAAACAAACUAGUCCCAGAAACA
Amphibalanus amphitrite is the source of this 2914-nucleotide messenger RNA. RefSeq lists its product as uncharacterized. Bases 573 to 1775 code for a protein of 400 amino acids. The transcript is spliced from 4 exons. The record is from RefSeq and is a predicted model, not a curated record. NCBI's taxonomy places the organism in Eukaryota, Metazoa, Arthropoda, Thecostraca, Balanomorpha, Balanidae.